GCCAUAUCUACUGUCCCUUUUCUUCGUCUUCGUCUUCUUCUUUUCCUUUUCUUCAUUUUAAGAGCUGGACUCUUUUUGGUUUGUUCCCACUGCAUUCAUUUAAGGCUUUUUUUUUUCUUCUCUUUUUCUUUUUUCGUUUUUUGAGAUACCCAUUUCCUUUCAUUUCAUUUACCUUGGCCACCUUUUCGCGUUUGAAACUCAACAAGCGGCUACUCGAACAAUAUUCCCCUCAGGGUAAUAUACAGUCAGCUGCCUACAUCGAAUCCAUCAUGAAGCCCUGGACGGUCCUCAUCCUAUCUGCUGGCCUAGUGUCGGCGCUGAGCAUCCCCCAGGCUGCAAACCGCCCAGGGGCGCUCAUGCUGCGCCAGGAGCAAGAGCAGGCAGAGCCAUCCGCAGUACCAACUCCCGAGACAGGAGAGGGCGCCGUCGAAGAGGUUCCUGCAGAAGAAGAGGAGAACGCCGAGGUUGAGGAGGGGGAGAGGGUGGGUGAAGAGGAGAGACAGCAAGAAGAGGUGGUGCAGGAGGAAGAGGAAGAAGAAGUGGCGCAGGAGGAAGAGGAAGCCGUGCAGGAGGAGGAAGUCGAGCAGGAGGAACAAGUCGACCUCGAGACGACCCGCCAGCGCUUGGUCCUCACGAACAACAUUGUCAGGCUCAUGCAGGGCCUUGGAUUGGGCCGGCUCGUCAACGCCAACAUCUUCAACCUGGGCCUGAACCAGAACAUCCAGCUGCUCGCCCAACUCCAGCAGCUGGCGCAGCUCCAGUCUCUCGGUAUUAUCAACCAGUUCCAAGUGGUGACGCUUAUUCAGCAGGGCCGUCUCCUGAACGGUUUCAGCACACGCAUCUUUUAAGCGACAUGCUCAGAUGGUGGAGACUUAGUGUGACUGGAGCUGGGACGGCCGCUAAUGGGGAAUCCCCUGCCUUGGGGUUGAAUAUGAGAGGGUGCUACGCACGCCAGGUUAGCAUUAACCGGUGUCUUGUAGGCGUUGAUAAUUUACACACUUGGCUGAAAGGCCUGAAAUUCGAUGUGUAAUAUUUUCUCUGUACCAUUGACAGGAUCUUGCGGUGUUUCCUUCGGAGCUACAAGUCUCACGAAUCCAGGCUUCGGGAAUAGGGCGCGGGAUGGGGGGGGCAAGCAAACGCGGUGGGAGCUCGGUAGCUAUCAC
This is a messenger RNA of Sodiomyces alkalinus F11, 1163 nucleotides long. RefSeq lists its product as hypothetical. The record is from RefSeq and is a predicted model, not a curated record. The transcript has 3 exons. NCBI's taxonomy places the organism in Eukaryota, Fungi, Ascomycota, Sordariomycetes, Glomerellales, Plectosphaerellaceae. Bases 270 to 848 code for a protein of 192 amino acids.